Molecule: messenger RNA, 2588 nt
Organism: Colletotrichum destructivum
Lineage: Eukaryota; Fungi; Ascomycota; Sordariomycetes; Glomerellales; Glomerellaceae
Product: Putative mitochondrial carrier protein
Exons: 3
Coding region: 1010-2002 (330 amino acids)
Biological process (GO): transmembrane transport
Molecular function (GO): transmembrane transporter activity
Source: RefSeq, a predicted model, not a curated record
UAGUCAAGCCAUAUACUGUGAUGUGCCACCAAGCGUGAGUUGUCUCUCUCCCUCAUAAAUAUCACCCACCACUGCCUCGACUCCGCACGAGAUGUCCGCUUCCUACGUCCACAUACUUCCCGCUAUUCCGUGCACAACACAAGAAGUAACUCUGAUUGCCAUUCUCGUCAAUCGUCCGUCGUCGGAUCCAAACGCGAAGCUACUUAUCCAUCGAUCAGCUCGAGCAUCGGCCGUAGAUUACCAACGCCCCACGCACAGAAACAAGGCUUAUUCGCUACCGGACACACUUGACACGCAGGAUUAGAUGGUCAACGGCGGCCAAUCCGUCCUUCUCUCCUAGCCACUCAUCCAUCUACUAGUACGAUCAGCUACUGCCGAGCCUUGAUCAUCCUACGAGAGGCACCUGACAUCUCGACACCAAGCCUUGCUUGUUUUUGCCAUCAACUCCCCGAAGGAACGAUCCUCGAGUUACAAACUACAAGAAAAGGAAGGGGAAAAAAGGAACUGCUCGGCCUUCAUCAUUGAUCGGCCUUUCCCUCUUCACUCAAUUCGUCAACAGCUCGACGACUACCGGCUCUAUUCGGCACCUGACCGCAACUUGCUUAUUUGCUUGCUUGCUCGGCUUGUGGCUUGCUUUUGUUUUCUCCUCCCGUCCUACUACGACUUGGACAACGAAACCCGUGGACAAGAAACCAAACCAAACCCAACGCAACCCCGCCCUCCUCAUCCCCCUUCUCGUCCUUCAGCUUUCCCCAACGGCACGCGACCUCGAAUCAAACAUUCUUCUUCCAGACCACCCGUGAUAGAGUGUAUAACAGACCGUGGUAACGCAUACUCUCUCGGACUUCGAACAAAGACAUCUUUUCUCUGCAAAUUCUUCCUUGCCACUCUACAACUUAGUCUCGUUGACUACUUACACGAAGCGCCCAUCCUUCACUCGGCAGCCUCACCAUACCUACCUUACCACACACCGAGUCGAGCACUCCCGUUUCAUUCAACGACAACCAACAUGAGUUCUGGUUCCUUCAAGCAGGCAGCCGAGGCCGCACGAACUCGUACCUCCGAAGUCAUGAAAGGAGACUCAGUUGCCGUCGCUAAUGACUUCCUCCACACCCCGUUCAUGAGGGCGGCUCUGCCUUUCAUCAACGGCGGUCUCAGUGGCAUGGUCGCCACCUCGGUCAUCCAGCCCGUCGACAUGGUCAAGGUCCGCAUCCAGCUUGCCGGCGAAGGUGUUGCUGGAGGACCCAAGCCCACGCCCUUGUCCGUCACGAGGGAGAUCAUCGCCAGCGGAAAGGCCCUUGACCUCUAUACCGGACUGUCCGCCGGCCUCCUGCGUCAAGCCGUCUACACGACGGCCCGCCUGGGUUUCUUCGACACCUUCAUGGGCAAGCUCGGCCAACGCGCCAAGGACCAGGGCAAGACUAUUGGCUUCAAGGAACGCGCGACCGCCGGCCUCGCUGCCGGAGGUCUGGCUGCUAUGAUCGGCAACCCUGCCGACCUGGCGCUCAUCCGCAUGCAGAGUGAUGGCCUGAAGCCCCUGGCCGAACGCAAGAACUACAAGAGCGUCAUCGACGCCCUCUCGGGCAUCGCAAAGUCGGAAGGCGUUGGUGCCCUCUGGGCCGGUGCCGCUCCUACGGUCGUCCGUGCCAUGGCCCUCAAUUUUGGUCAGCUUGCCUUCUUCAGCGAGGCCAAGUCGCAGCUCAAGCAGAACACACAAUGGUCCUCUCAGGCCCAGACCCUUACCGCCAGCGCCAUUGCCGGGUUCUUCGCCAGCUUCUUCUCCCUGCCCUUCGACUUCGUCAAGACUCGCUUGCAGAAGCAGUCCAAGGGCCCCGAUGGGAAGCUGCCCUACAAGUCCAUGGUCGACUGCUUCGCAAAGGUAGCCAAGCAGGAGGGCGUGAUGCGCUUCUACCGCGGUUUCGGCACAUACUACGUCCGCAUUGCCCCCCAUGCAAUGGUAACGCUCAUUGUAGCCGACUACCUUGGCUUCCUUACCAAAUAGAAGCAAAACGAUUGAUAUGCAACCACAUUCGUUCACUCUGACGGCCGAUCCCCCGAUGGCCCCAGAGGUUUCGAUCACCCUUGGUUUCUUCUUUGGAUUGGAGUGCAACUCAGGCUUGCCUCACAAUUUCCAGUUGGAUUUCGGGUGCCGCAGUCUUUUUUGAAGUCGCCUUCCCUAACAUCUCUGGCGCUCUAGGUGUAAUUACAGGUUGUUUUUUAUUAUUAUUUUGGUACUGCGGGGUAUUCGCUUGGGUAUUAUACCAAAGUCCUGGACAGAAUAGGACAGAAGAGAGAGCGAGAGAGAAAGCCAGAGAAAGAGAGACAGAGAGAUGUACAGGUACAUAGCUCCGCCACAAGAUGCAUGGGGGAUGUGUGCGCGUGUGUGCUGAAAUCCCCCCACGCUUUUGUUUUAUUUUUGGGAAUUGAACAAAUUUAAAAUAAAAAAACAGCUCAUCUAGGCCGAGCAGUAUUGGAGAAUUUCUGUGAUCUUGUUUUGGCGUGAGUUGUGCUUGCGCGUAGCAUCUGCUUGGCGGUCUUGUCUUCUCAACAGUGUCUGUGUGAGAAGUUGGUGGCUGGCAUACGUUUUU